UCUCCACUUAUCCUGUUUAUUUCUGUAGCAGCUACACAGAAAUGCCAUAAUUCUACUGUCACUCUAAAUAGAGGGGAACUUCUUAAAGGAAUAACUUUUUAUCCUUACAGAGAGAAAAAUAACUCAGAAAAUGUUUCAGAGCUGGCACACAACUUACUGGAUAUAGUAGGUCUCAGUUUUUGAAAAGUGGAUUUUUAUUUUUUUUAUAAUAGGAUUUCUAGAAACAUUGAAAACAUUUUUCUUUUCAAAUUGUUAAACUUGCAACUUCAAGAAAGUUGAAUUUGGUUUUUUGUUGUUUUUUUUUUUGGGCGAGGGGAGGUAUAAUUUAUUGUUUUUUAAACUGAGAACUUUAACAGAGAUUUUGCAAUGUCAGUUGUGGUAGUUGAACUGGAUAAUCUUUCUCCAGAAGACACUGAGAGUGAAAAUGAUGCCAAGUCCGUUUCUGGUAAAGCCAAAUCCAAUGAACUACAUGUUGAUUGCUUCAGUCUUAAACUUCACUACUCACACUCUUCACCUGCUGGUAUGAACACAAGCAGGAGUGAGACAGUGAAAGAGCCUCCAUUGAAGCCCUCUAGAAGAUCCAUGCCAUGCUUAGCACAGAGCCAAACACACCCUCACAGUCUGAGCAAACAUUCUUCAUUUCUUCAGCCAAAUAGGCUCCAGCCACAGGCUCGGCCUCUGAGUGCAGGCACUUCAACAGCUACAGUCAACGUAGUGUCAGAACGAGCUAAAGUGAUGGAGACCCUGGAAAACAACUUACUCAAGUUGUCUAAUACAGAAUACAGUGAUCCAUUGUUAGAUAUAGGAAAAGACAAAGAUACAUAUACAGAUGAUUCAGAACAUGGGAAUUAUGAUUCUCGCACAGAUCAGUCACUGCUUAUUCAAAACACAGUUACCAGACAGAAACCAGAACCUCGGAUUAAGUCAUCUUUGAAGAAUGAGAUGAAUGCCAUAGCAUCAUCAGGCCUCUUCUUCAAAGAUGGUAAAAAGCGCAUUGAUUACAUCUUGGUCUAUAAAAAGUCAAGUCUACAAAUAGAAAAAAGAAACACUUUUGAAAAGAACCUGAGGGCAGAGGGCUUAAUGUUAGAAAGAGAGCCAGCUAUUACAAGCACCGAUAUAAUGUUUGUUAAAAUUCACUGUCCAUGGGAUACGUUGUGCAAAUAUGCAGAAAGAAUGAACAUCAGGAUGCCUUUCAGGAAAAAGUGUUAUUACACUGACUGGAGGAGCAAAACCAUGGGCAGUUUGCAGAGGAAUAUCAGAGAGCUGAAAAGUUGGUUGCCCAGAAAUCCAAUGAAGCUUGACAAAGAGGCCCUCCCUGACCUGGAAGAGACAGAUUGUUACACAGCACCCUUUAGUCGAGCGCGGAUCCACCACUUUACAAUAAACAACAAAGAUAGCUUCUUCAGCAACUCCACAAGAAGUAGAAUAGUGCACCACAUGCUACAGAGAACGAAGUAUGAAGAUGGCAAAUCAAAAAUGGGUAUUAAUAGAUUACUCAGUAAUGGAACAUAUGAAGCUGCAUUUCCACCACAUGAGGGAAGCCACAAGAGCAGACAUCCCAUCAAAACACAUGGAGCUCAAAAUCACAGACACCUAUUAUAUGAGCGCUGGGCACGGUGGGGAAUGUGGUACAAAUACCAGCCUCUGGAUUUAAUCAGGCGGUAUUUUGGUGAAAAAAUUGGUCUUUAUUUUGCUUGGUUGGGAUGGUACACUGGAAUGCUCAUUCCUGCCGCACUUGUCGGGCUGUUUGUUUUCCUUUAUGGAUUGUUUACCAUGGAUUCUAGCCAAGUAAGCAAAGAGAUCUGCGAGGCAAAUGAAACCAUCAUGUGCCCUAUGUGCGAACGCAAUUGCACGCUACAGAAACUCAAUGAAAGCUGCAUAUAUGCGAAGGUUACACAUUUGUUCGAUAAUGGAGGGACUGUCUUCUUUGCUAUUUUUAUGGCAAUAUGGGCUACAGUGUUUCUAGAGUUUUGGAAAAGGCGGAGAGCUGUGCUCACCUAUGACUGGGAUCUCAUAGACUGGGAGGAUGAAGAGGAAGAGCUGCGCCCCCAGUUUGAAGCGAAAUACUCCCAAGUGGAACGAGUAAAUCCCAUCACAGGAAAACCUGAACCUUUUCAACCCUUCCCUGAUAAACUUAGUCGACUGAUGGUGUCUGUCUCAGGAAUAUUCUUCAUGAUUUCUUUGGUACUCACUGCAGUGUUUGCAGUUGUGGUCUAUCGCCUGGUAGCUAUGGAACAAUUUGCAUCCUUCCAGUGGUAUUUUAUCAAAAAGUACUGGCAGUUUGCAACAUCUGGCACUGGAGUCUGUAUCAAUUUCAUGAUCAUCAUGUCACUUAAUGUAGUAUAUGAAAAAGUUGCCUAUCUCCUAACAGAUUUAGAGCAUCCUAGAACAGAAUCUGAAUGGGAAAACAGUUUUGCCUUGAAAAUGUUCCUCUUCCAGUUUGUCAACUUAAACAGCUCAAUCUUUUAUAUUGCUUUUUUCCUUGGCAGAUUUGCAGGCCGGCCAGGAAAAUACAACAAACUUUUUAAUAGAUGGAGACUGGAAGAGUGUCAUCCUAGUGGCUGUUUAAUAGAUCUCUGCUUGCAGAUGGGAGUUAUCAUGGUUUUAAAACAAAUGUGGAACAACUUCAUGGAACUGGGUUAUCCGUUACUACAGAACUGGUGGUCACGACGCAAGAUCAAGAAAGGAGGGCAGUUAUUGGAGCAUAAAAUUUCACUACCUCAAUGGGAAAAAGAUUGGAAUCUGCAGCCAAUGAAUCUCCAUGGCUUAAUGGAUGAGUACUUAGAGAUGGUUUUACAGUUUGGCUUUACCACCAUCUUUGUUGCUGCCUUCCCACUGGCACCUCUCCUGGCAUUGCUUAACAAUAUUAUAGAAAUAAGACUAGAUGCUUACAAGUUUGUUACCCAGUGGAGGAGACCUAUGCCUGCAAGAGCAACAGAUAUAGGUAUCUGGUAUGGAAUCCUUGAAGGAAUUGGAGUCCUGGCUGUCAUCACUAAUGCAUUUGUUAUUGCAAUUACUUCUGACUAUAUCCCACGUUUUGUCUAUGCAUACAAAUAUGGCCCUUGUACAGAUGAAGGAUACAGACAGGAAAAAUGUUUAAAGGGAUAUGUCAACAGUAGUUUAUCAGUAUUUGAUCUGAAUGAGCUUGGUAUGGGAUACUCAGGAUACUGCAGAUAUCGAGACUACAGAGCGCCGCCCUGGAGUUCAGCUCCUUAUGAGUUCACCUUGCAGUUCUGGCAUGUCCUAGCUGCUCGGCUGGCUUUCAUUAUAGUAUUUGAGCACCUUGUUUUUGGAAUAAAGUCUUUCAUUGCCUACCUGAUCCCAGACAUGCCCAAAGACUUGUGUGACAGAAUGAGAAGAGAGAAAUACUUGGUCCAGGAAAUGAUGUAUGAGGCUGAAUUAGAGCAUUUGCAGAGAGAGCGGAAAAAGAAUGGGAAACAGUAUCACCACGAAUGGCCUUAGUUGAUACCAUAUAGCAGCAAAAACAUUCCAUGAAAAUUGACUAGUGCAGGUCUCAAAUGAAGGUAGAUCUGGCAAUGAGGAGCAAUGUGUAUAUAUGCUACUAUUGGAAAAUAUAUUAACAGGCUUUUCUGGGUCCUGGAAAAUACAUGCUUCCAAUGAAGAAAAUGAAUAGCCAUAUCUGUCACUGGUCCAUGGUCAAUACCAGGAGUUGCUAUCAGUUCAUUAGAAAGUGUAAUAAGGGAUUGAGCACUUGAAUGCAUCAGUAAAGCAACUUGCAAUGAACUUCCAUGCUAUUCACCAAGUCAUCAACAGCAUAAUGAAAAUAAAUACGUUGCCUAUAAAACUUUCAUAUUAAGGGCAUGACUCAAAAACAAGUUAUAUAUUAUCUGCUACUUCUAAAGCUUUUGAUUGCUCAAUUGAAAUUGUAAUGCCUAUGAAAAAAAAGUAUGAUUAAUUGUUGCCUUUGUGGCCAUAAAUUGAUGUUAAUGAUCCUUCAAGCUUACUGUUUGUCAGGUUUGUUUUAGUCUUUUGGUGAGAUUGUGGAUGUGGUCCUGAUCUAAACGGGGACACAAGGCUGUUCGAUAUAUACUAUGCAGUUCAAGGUUGGCACAUCACUUCUCAUCCAUCUAUCUUUAUAGAUAAAGCCAAAAAAUUCUAAAUUCAAAGAAAUAUCAGUUCCAUUGAAAGACUACAUCAAUUCAUUGCCCAUGUUGCAGCUAUAUUUGAAAAGAAAUGUGACUAUUUGAAUUGUCUUGCCAUUUUUGUAUGCAAAAAGGCCAUCUCCAUAUACUUCCAGACUAAAUGAAGAAUCAUUUCCAUGCUAAAUGUAGCAUGCAGAUGAAUAACUAUGUCAAUAUUAUGUUGGUCUACCUAGAUAGUGAUUCUAUGACUUCAUAAAACGUUGACUUGAAAUUUC
Molecule: messenger RNA, 4378 nt
Organism: Gopherus flavomarginatus (Mexican gopher tortoise)
Lineage: Eukaryota; Metazoa; Chordata; Testudines; Testudinidae
Gene: ANO3
Product: anoctamin 3
Exons: 27
Coding region: 367-3462 (1031 amino acids)
Biological process (GO): chloride transmembrane transport
Cellular component (GO): plasma membrane
Molecular function (GO): chloride channel activity; protein dimerization activity
Source: RefSeq, a predicted model, not a curated record